Elaeis guineensis (African oil palm) is the source of this 1681-nucleotide messenger RNA. RefSeq names its product allene oxide synthase 2. The record is from RefSeq and is a predicted model, not a curated record. Gene Ontology annotation, biological process: sterol metabolic process. NCBI's taxonomy places the organism in Eukaryota, Viridiplantae, Streptophyta, Magnoliopsida, Arecales, Arecaceae. Gene Ontology annotation, molecular function: heme binding; oxidoreductase activity, acting on paired donors, with incorporation or reduction of molecular oxygen; iron ion binding.
UCCUCCACUAGCACAUCCAAGCGAAACAACAGAAAGGGAUCUCGAUCGGCUCGACCUAGCCAGUAGCUCGACUCGACUACUACCGGAGAACAAGUCUGGCUAGCUAGCCAUGGCUACUAAGAUCCUGCCGGCCGUCGAGACCACCAAGCCAGUGGAGGGGGGAGCAGCGUCGAAGCUCCCCAUCAAGAGCAUCCCCGGGAGCUACGGCAUCCCCUUCAUCUCCCCGAUAAAGGACCGUCUCGAAUUCUACUACACCAAGGGCCAGGACGGUUACUUCCAGUCCCGCGUCGACGAGUACGAGUCCACUGUGGUCCGCCUCAACGUGCCCCCUGGCCCCUUCAUGGCCUCCUCCCCCAAGGUCGUGGCCGUCCUCGACGCCAACAGCUUCCAGGUCCUCUUCGACGUGUCCAAGGUCGAGAAGAAGAACGUCUUCACGGGGACCUACAUGCCGUCCACCGCCCUCACCGGUGGCUUUCGCGUCUGCUCCUACCUCGAUCCCUCGGAGCCCACCCAUGCCAAGGUCAAGCAGCUCCUCUUCAACCUCCUGGCCUCCCGCAAGUCACAGGUCAUCCCGACCUUCCGCACCAACUUCGCCACCCUCUUCGAAACCAUGGAGGCCCAGAUCGAUGCCGACGGCAAGGCCGACUUCAACAAGCUCAACGACAACACCUCCUUCGAGUGCAUCGGCGAGGUCUACUUCGGCGUCCGGCCCUCCGCCUCCAACCUCGGCACCACAGGCCCCACCAAGGCCGUCAAAUGGCUCCUCUUCCAGCUCGCCCCCCUCACGUCCCUUGGCCUUCCAAAGAUCCUUGAGGAAAUCUUCCUCCACACCUUCCCCCUGCCCCCUUGCCUCGCCAAGUCCGACUACAAGGCCCUCUACAAGUACUUCAGCACCGCCGCCGAGCCGGUGCUCGACGCCGCCGUGACGCUCGGGCUGUCCAGAGAGGAGGCAUGCCACAACCUCCUCUUCGCCACCGUGUUCAACAGCUACGGCGGCAUGAAGGUGAUGUUCCCAGGGAUCCUCCGGUGGCUCGCCAAGGCCGACUCCGAUCUCCACGCCCAGCUGGCCAAGGAGAUCCGGUCGGCGGUGGCGGCGGAGGGCGGGAAGGUGACGCUGGCGGCGGUGGAGAAGAUGGAGCUGAUGAAGUCGGUGGUGUACGAGGCACUGAGGAUGGACCCGCCCGUGAAGUUCCAGUACGGCAAGGCCAAGAAGGACUUGAUCAUCGAGAGCCACGACGCGGCCUACGAGGUGAAGAAGGGGGAGAUGCUCUUCGGGUACCAGCCCCUUGCGACGAGGGACGAGAGGGUGUUUGCCAACGCUGGGGAGUUCGUGGCGGACCGGUUCGUCGGGGAGAAGGGGAAGAAACUUCUUAAGUACGUGGUGUGGUCCAACGGGCCGGAGACGGAGAGCCCGUCGUUGUCGAACAAGCAGUGCGCGGGAAAGGAGCUGGUGGUUCUGCUGGGGCGGCUGCUGCUGGUGGAGCUCUUCCUCCGCUACGAUACCUUCACCGCGGAGGUUGGGACGGAUGCGCUCGGGAUCCAGGUCACCUUCACCUCGUUGACCAAGCCCAGUGCUACUUCCUAAGCCACCCACCCUUGAGUUUCUCCCAGCGCUUGCUCUUUUAUCUCAUAUAUCUGGUUAAAUAAAGUCAAAAUCUGGUUUCCCCGUGGUGUUUGUUUU